Schistocerca nitens (vagrant locust) is the source of this 807-nucleotide messenger RNA. Its product is annotated as 26S proteasome non-ATPase regulatory subunit 10-like. Lineage: Eukaryota; Metazoa; Arthropoda; Insecta; Orthoptera; Acrididae. The record is from RefSeq and is a predicted model, not a curated record. The coding region runs from base 1 to 807 and encodes 268 amino acids. Gene Ontology annotation, molecular function: protein binding. The transcript has 3 exons.
AUGGCGCGAUUAUAUACGCCCCCGGCGCCGCCCCCCGGCGCCGCCCCCCGACGCCGCCCCCCGACGCCCCCCACGGCGCCGCCCCCCGGCGCCGCCCCCGCCUCUCGCCCGCACGCAGGCCACGGCCAGACCACGUUCGCAGCUGCGCAGAAGACGCCUGACUGCCCCACUUCUCCCUCCUGCGGUGAGUUCCGUCACCACGCGUCGUCCAAAUUCCUAGUGAACCUUUCUGGAGAGGAGAGAGCCGAUAGGCUGACAGAUGCAGCUUUUGAUGGGCAAGUGGCCGAGCUGCGUGCUCUGCUCGCAGCAGGGGCGGACAUCGAAGCGCUGGACAGUUCAGGGUGGACUGCUCUGCACGCGGCAGCGAGGGCGGGAAACGUACAGGCCUUGAAGUGUCUGCUGGCGGCGGGGGCAGACGUGGGAGGGAGAAUCGACGGUGGGUUCAGCGCCCUGCAUUGGGCAGCAACAUUGGAAUAUUCGGACGUGGCGAAGUGCCUGCUGGAGGCGCGGGCAAAUGUGGGCGCCAGGGAUGGCUACCAGAAGACGCCUCUGCACUGGGCUGCAGCGAAAGGCCUUUGGGCUGUGGUGCGGCUGCUCUGUGCGGCCUCAGCAGAAGUCAACGCCAGGGAUCAGUGGGGGUCUACUCCGCUGCACUACGCUGCGUCCUAUGACUACACAGAGGUGGCGGCUGCGCUGUUGGAGGCAGGAGCUGACAGGACGGUCAGGGAUGAGGAUGAGCUCACGCCACUGGACAUCGCCACGGACAAGCAAAACCAGCAGCUCAUAGACGUACUAAGAAGAACCUAG